Diospyros lotus (date-plum) is the source of this 978-nucleotide messenger RNA. RefSeq lists its product as uncharacterized. The coding region runs from base 351 to 893 and encodes 180 amino acids. NCBI's taxonomy places the organism in Eukaryota, Viridiplantae, Streptophyta, Magnoliopsida, Ericales, Ebenaceae. The record is from RefSeq and is a predicted model, not a curated record. The transcript has 2 exons.
UUCAGUGUGAUAAAUAAGACCACCCGUGGCUGAUUCCAGGGACAUGGAAUCACCCAAACCCACUCCUCUCUUUCGUCUGUCGUCUCACAAACACUAAAAAACCAAAACCCAAACUGAAAGCGAGAGAGAGUGUUGCAGCAGCGCUUCUCUGGCGUAGUCAAAGCCUGAAGUUUUAACGGUCUUUUCCGGAUUUUGACGCCCUUUUGAGUUUUGACCGUUAAUUUUUCAUUGCCGUUGCUCCUCCUGAGAGAGAGAGAGAGAGAGUAAUUCACCUUUUGCUUCACCUAAUAUAUAGAUUACACAGCGUUGGUGACUCUGUGACGAAGGGGGUGGUGAAAGCAGUUGAACAAAUGGCGGCAGAGAAAAUUGCUGUGAAGGAAUUGGAGGUGGUGAAACUGAAGGAAGUGUUGCGGUCUUGCCAGGUGGGUGAUGAUAAAAGCGAGUCAUCAGGGUCGCUGGUUGUGUAUCAUGAGCUAAGAAGUGAGGAAAAUGGGUCCUAUGAAGUUAGUAGCAAGCGGGAAAUUGAAGAUUUUGAUAUGGAUGAGUUCUUAAUCAAGGAAGGGCUCUGUGCAGUUAUUUUCAGGGAGGCUGUCAAGGAUGCUCAGUCACAAAUCAGUGACUUGAGCACUGAUUAUUUACAGGAAAAUGAUAAUCGAGUUUCCCUUGAACUAAAAGUACUUGAAAAAACCAAGGAAUUGGACUUGAUAAAGGGUGAGUUGUCAGAUGCAGUGAACCAAAUAGAAGUAGAUAAAGUUGAAAUACAAAAUUUAAAAGGCCAUGUUGGUAGCCAGCAAGCAAUGUUAGCCAAAAGAAGUGAGGAAAAUGAAAAUCGAGUUUCCCUUGAACUAAAAGUACUUGAAAAAAACCAAGGAAUUGGACUUGAUAAAGGGUGAGUUGUCAGAUGCAUUGAAACAAAUAGAAGUAGAUAAAGUUGAAAUAAAGACUUUAAAAGACCAUGUUGGUAGCCAGGAAGCAAUG